Molecule: messenger RNA, 1054 nt
Organism: Lotus japonicus
Lineage: Eukaryota; Viridiplantae; Streptophyta; Magnoliopsida; Fabales; Fabaceae
Exons: 4
Coding region: 113-832 (239 amino acids)
Source: RefSeq, a predicted model, not a curated record
AUCAGGAAAACAGGAGGGUGUACUUGGUUUGCUCCGUUAAAAGCGUGCAUAAACCUGUUCAAUAAUCAUUCGCAAGGACUGAGAUAGUGGAGCGAAAAAGUGGAAGUGAAAGAUGGUGGUGGCACCGAACCACGCGACGGUGAUACUGAUACUGCAAUUACUUAUUGCGUUGCAGGUUUUGAUUUUCUCACCGGCCGGCGCUGAUUACAUACCGCCGGCGAAACCGGAUGGGUUCGUUUACCUGAACCGCCGCUCCUUCAAUUUCGACUCGAUUUUGAUCGAAGCGUUUUAUGAUCCUUUGUGCCCAGAUAGCAGAGAUUCCUGGCCACCUCUCAAACAAGCUCUUCAUGACUAUGGCUCUGGCGUUUCCCUCGUUGUUCACCUUCUCCCUUUACCUUACCAUGACAAUGCUUAUGUUGCAUCUCGAGCUUUACAUGUUGUGAAUGCAUUGAAUAGUUCUGCAACAUUCCCCUUGCUGGAGUUGUUAUUCAAGGACCAGGAGAAAUUCUAUGGUGCUCAAACACGGAACUUAUCUAGGGCUUCUAUUCAAGAGGAGUUUGUUAAGUCUGCAACAGAAGUAAUUGGAAGCUCUUUCUAUACUUCCGUAAAGAAUGGCUUCAAUGACUCAAAAACCGAUCAUCAGACCAGGAUUUCGUUUAAGUAUGCUGCUUCAAGAGGGGUCUACGGAACACCCUUUUUCUAUGUCAAUGGAUUCUUGUUGCCUGAUGUAGGAGACUCCAUUGACUACAAAACUUGGAAGAAGAUCAUUGACCCGUUGGUUGGGGCGGAGAAAAAUGUAAAAAAUGAAGAAUCCCUUCACUUCUUCUUGUAAAAAGUGCAGGUCUAUGAAGUUUAGUUGCAUCCGCACUUUACCAUUAAGGAAUCUAAAGAAUGUACUCACUGUCUGAUAGGUGUUGAUGCCAUUAAGGAAUCUAAAGAAUGUACUCACUGUCUGAUAGGUGUUGAUGCCAAUAAAUGCAAUAAUUGAAUUGAAGUAUUAAAAUGUAUUAAGAUACCUUGCAUAUAUGAAUAGAAAAAUACGUGUUAUAUACUA